AUGAAUGCGGAUAAGGAUUGUAAAUGCCAUCGUUUAGCGAUUAGUAUCAAUAAAGUGCUCGAAAGCGAUCAUUUGGAAGUGCAAUUUCGGAAAGCAAUUCUUUCAAUUUCUGAGCAAGAAUUUGCAAAAGUGGCCAAAUUCAGGUAUAAAGAUGAUGCGUUAGCGUCAUUACUUGGACGUCUCUUCUUAAGACAGGCAGCAAGGCGUUUAACAGGCGUUCAGUGGAAUGAAAUUGAAUUUGGCCGUACUGAAAAAGGUAAACCGUAUCUUUGCAAACCGGACGGGUUCAAUUUCGGUAUGAAUGUCUCACAUCAGGGUGAUUACGUCGCAUUUGCGAGUAGUUGUACAGAUAAAGUUGGUGUAGAUUGUAUGCGUUUGGACAAAGAUCGUAAUAAUAAAACAGCUGACGAGUAUAUCAAUUCAAUGGCAAAAUCGGCGAGUGCUGAAGAGUUGAGAGUGAUGCGUUCACAGGCAACCGAACAGAUGAAAAUGACCUAUUUCUAUCGAUAUUGGUGUCUGAAGGAAGCACUUUUGAAGGCAACAGGCGAAGGAUUACUAUCGGAUUUGAGACGUUUAGAUUUUCGUGUUGAUGCGAAUGAGCGUUAUCGUCCACGUUGUUACGUGACAUCCACAUCAGUUUUGCUGGAUGGUAAACCACAAAAUCAAUGGGUUUUUGAAGAGACGUUUAUUGAUGAUCGACAUGCAGCCGCGGUUUGUCGUGAGAAAAAACUUCCACAAACGUGCGAAUUCUAUUCGGAUGCUGAAAAACGGUUGUUUUUCUCAAAAGUUGAUAUGGAUUUUCUGCUCGAUGGUGCCACUCCACUAAACCUAGCGAUUCAGGAUGAUGGCGCUAAACAAUGGCAAGAAUUCGUUGCGAAACCGAGGAAAAAUUUUUAA
Molecule: messenger RNA, 897 nt
Organism: Anisakis simplex (herring worm)
Lineage: Eukaryota; Metazoa; Nematoda; Chromadorea; Rhabditida; Anisakidae
Source: the annotation of a GenBank genome assembly